GCUCCAUGGCCGCCCAAGCUCAUCCCGCCUAGCCAAGCCCCACGCUGCAGGACGAGCCAGACCCUAUUCAGCGCUACGCCUGGGCCGAACCUCCAGGAAUUGCCGUUUUGUCGCUGGAACAAUCUGCCCCGAGCCUCCUCCUACGCUGGAUGUAUUUUUCCACAUACGCUGUUUGGCACCCUGCCCUGCCUGUCGCUCUCGCUCUCCUCCUCCUCCUCUCACUUCCCGCCGUCGCUCGUCCCGCCGCCGCACUGCUCAAGAUUGGUUGGCUGGGAAAAUGAGAAUGCAACCCCAGGCCCAGGUCCUGUCCUGAAAGCUCCACACUUACUGCCUCUGCAGUGCACCUCAGACUUUCUUUUCCUCACGCACCUCAACCUACAUACCUCACCUCACUUCGAACUCCUUUGAGCCCUGCCCUAUCCUCCCCAGGGUCACAGACGAGACAAAUCACCGCCGGCGGAAUUCCAAUGUACCUGCUGCUGUCUGGCAUUCCACAUCCAGCCUCGACUCGACUCGCAACGGAAACAUCCCCCUCUCGUUCAGUGAGCCUCUCAAUCUAGAAUCCUCCCCCACUACCCACCACGCAUGUCUGCGACUGGCCUACGACGCAGGAUCACGGGUGCCAUGUACAGUAGCAGAUAUCACUAUCAGACACAAUCGACCAGGGAGCCAAUUGUUAAACCUAGCUUGCGAUAACUGGCCACUUAUAAGUGUGAAGCGGCAGACCUUCAACUGCCCAUCCUGUAUCGAGGGAGCGAAACGCCCAUUACCUUUUGCGCCGCGACCCUCCCCCGCCCAAGUAACCACCCACGCAAACUAUCCGACACACCGACUGGCAGUCUGGACAUGUGAGGAGGCCGCUGGACUUUCUUUCCUCUCUUGCGACAUCGUUCUCGAAUACUAGCUCCCUCUCCUACAACAGAGGCGGAACUUUCAGAGACUCGAGAUAUUUCUCCAGAAAGAGUAGGGGUGUAUACUGGCAGUCAUGGCGACCAAGCAACUCCAGUCCAUGCCGACGCCGGCGAGGCCAAAGAGCACGAAUGGGGUCAUCAAUGUGGCCAAGGCGAGCACAGGAGAUAAUCGCAUUGUGGUCAUCAUCUACGGGCAAGGCCAGGAGAAGAUCGUCGCUGUCUUUGCCGAUGUACUUGGGAAACCGUUUCGGCUGGCCCCAAGCUUUUCAGAUGUCGGAGAGGACGACCAUGGGACCGUCAUAGGAGUUGCGACGAGCAAUGCAAAGGCCGAUAUUGGCAGUAGGAACAAGACGCUCAUGGUGGCCAUCAACGCGCAUUGUGUGAACUUGGGAAUGCCGCCAGACGUCGAUCUCUCAGCUGCCUCGGACUACGAAUUCUUGUAUACAGAAACACCAUUUUUCCGGAGAGAUCUUUCACGCUUCAUUGCAUUUACACUCGGUCAGAUCAGUCAUCAUGAAGCGCUCAUCACGAAACCGAGAACAUAUUUCAUUUCAACUACGUUUCCCGAUGUCCGGACGGCUCUUUCGAAUCUGGAUAUUCUUUCUGUUGGAUCUGAUGCUGUGGAGAUACGAGUUGAUCUCCUGAAGGAACCUUUACCGGAUGGAACUUACAGCUCUGUUCCAAGUAUGAGUUAUGUAGGGGAGCAGGUCAUGCUUCUGAGGCAACGGACUGAACUUCCCAUUAUUUUUACCACACGUUGUACACGUGAAAAUGGACGAUUUCCGAUGGAUAACCCGGAACUGUACUAUGAGUACCUUUACCGAGCCAUCCAGUGGGGUUGUGAAUACAUUGAUGUGGAAGUCUGGUUACCAGAGGACAUCAGACGGAAAUUAUACGAGCAGAGAGGCAACAGUCGUAUCAUUUCGGCCUUUCACGAUUUUUCCGGGACUUUCAAAUGGCCCUCACCUCAAGCUCAGUCGAUUUUCGAGGAGUCAAGGAAGUACGGAGAUAUUGUCAAGAUGAUCACAAUCAUCAACUCAAUGUCUGAAAAUUAUGAGCUGGAAUACUUCCGCUCACAGAUCAAAGCAAAUAAUCCAGAUGGACCACCACUAUCGGCCGUCAACAUGGGUCAACUCGGCCAACUCUCACGAGCACUCAACACAGUCUUCAGCCCCAUCACCCAUCCUCUACUCCCCAUUGUAGCAGCCCCAGGUCAAAUGAGCGCUUCAGAAAUCAACGGAGCACUUAGCACAAUGGGCCAACUCCCCAAGAAGAACAUCUACGCCAUCGGCUCCUUCCGCUCAACACCCCAAGCGACCUUCUUCGAGAAAUGCUUCAACGAGCUCGGCCUCCCCCACAACUUCCAAUCCGUCGACCGAGGCGUCAGAGGCUCCGUCGAAGCCUUCUGUCUCCAGCCCAACUUCGGCGGCGCAUACAUCAACCCGCCUCUCCAAGCCUCCCAGCCCUACAUCCCGCACCUCACCGACGCCGCGCGCACCAUCGGCGCCGUCGACACCAUCGUCGUGCGAGGCGACGGCGCCGCGUCAUCCAGCUUCGUCGGCGACAACGCAACGUGGAAAGGUAUCCGCGCGACGCUCACCCGCGACUUUGCUCCCUCCGCGUAUAGAGACCGCGCGGCCAUCAUCCUUAGCAGUAACGGCGAGGAUGCCGCGAGCAUCAUCUUCGCGCUCCGCAGCCUCAAUAUCGGCAAGAUCUACACCGUUGGGUUUAAAGCCCACGGACCCCUCGCGGCUGGUAUCGAACCAUUUACAUCCAUCGAGUCGGUCUCGCGCGUCGAGCACCCCUUUGCUAUCAUCUCCGCGCUUCCACCUGAGAAGAGCCAUCUUGUUCAGCCGCUGCUCAGACAUUUCAGUAAUGGGAAGAGUUACCAGAAUGGUUAUGGCAAUGGGGGCGGGACUGGGAGUGGGAGUUCGUCGCCGGGGAGGGAUGGUGGCAAGGGCAAGGUUUUUGUGGAUCUGGCGAAUGGGCCGAGGAAGAGUGAUCCGCUGGCUGUGGCGGAGCAGAGUGGCUGGACGGCGUAUGGGGUUGCGGAUACGAGUGCGUUUACGACGGUCGAGACGCUGAGGUUGUUGGUUGGGCAGAAUGUGCCGUAUAGUUUUGUUAGGUUGGCGAGUGGGAGGGGGUUGUAUUGAAGUUGGUGAGGUGGGUGGACUAACUAACUUGGCUGGCUUGGUGGUAUUCGGCGAGGAUUGUUGGAAGGAGAUGAGUAUGGGGGGUUGAGAUUCGGAUUGGGAUGCCUCGCUGUGCCAUGUCUUGCCAUCAACAUAUACUUGGCUUGGUGGUGCUUGACUUGGCGAUGGAACCUAUCUUAUCCACGUGUGGCGUUUGUAUCUACCCUUGCUGGCGUUGAGGUUGGUUGUCUUUUUUUGGGUUGCCGCCUGCUCAUUCAUGGAUGGUGAGGAGGUAGAUUUGUCUCUGCUUUUACUCUUUUAGAUGUGGACUGGUUUAGGGGCGGGAUAUGUGUACCUUGGCCUUGGCUACGGAGCAUGUUGAUUAGGUGGGGAAGUAGCGCAGGGAGGUGAGCAAUCUAAUGCGAUGCGAUGGGAUGGGAUGCGAUGCGAUGGGAUGUGAUGUGAUGCGAUAGGAUAGCAGGUGGUAAGUAGUAAGUAGUAAGUACUAGGUAGCAAGUAGCAGAGAUAUAUGGAUAUGGAUAAGGAUAUGGAUACGUGUAUGCAAUGCAAUGCAAUACAAUGCAAUACAAGAACGCAAAUGACUCAACUAGUAAACACUCAAUUGCAUCUUACGGAG
Molecule: messenger RNA, 3680 nt
Organism: Cadophora gregata
Lineage: Eukaryota; Fungi; Ascomycota; Leotiomycetes; Helotiales; Ploettnerulaceae
Exons: 1
Coding region: 986-3064 (692 amino acids)
Molecular function (GO): 3-dehydroquinate dehydratase activity
Source: RefSeq, a predicted model, not a curated record